Rhagoletis pomonella (apple maggot) is the source of this 11962-nucleotide messenger RNA. It is a transcript of the gene bchs, whose product is annotated as WD repeat and FYVE domain-containing protein 3. NCBI's taxonomy places the organism in Eukaryota, Metazoa, Arthropoda, Insecta, Diptera, Tephritidae. Gene Ontology annotation, molecular function: protein binding; metal ion binding. Bases 1305 to 11828 code for a protein of 3507 amino acids. The record is from RefSeq and is a predicted model, not a curated record. The transcript is spliced from 27 exons.
AGAAUUCAUUGUUCGCAAUUUCUUUGACGCGUUUGGGUGUUCGAUUUGCGUCGUCGCGCUAGUUUACAGAAAAAGGUGAAGAAAAUAUGUGAAAUACAGAAUUUUAAAUUUACACAAUGCAACUACAAAAUACAGAACUAGCAUUUAAACGAAUAUAACUUCUAAAAACUUCGAAGUGCAGUUGAAAAAUCUACAACUAAAAGUGAGUUGAACUGGUGUGAAAAGGGGCGUGCUUGAAAAAUUUUCACCUCCACCCGGGGGUCUCAUUGCGGACACAGCAAAUUGUGUGUAUUUCUUAUAAUAUUGAGUGAAUUUCGUCAGCUAAACCAUUGAAGUCAAGAUACCACGUCAAUGUAAAACUGGAAGCGGUGCUUCUGGCGGAAAAGCUUAAUUUAUGGGUCAAGUCGCGAAGUAAAACUGCUGGCGCUCCGACAACGUUAUAAACGGAUGCAGUCGUCCUCGAAACCAGUGUUCCCAGUUGCAGCUAGUGGCAAAAGAAAAAUCGAUACGCGGUUCGAUGUGAAAAACAAGAAAACAAAGAAAACGCUCGUGAAAAAUACGUAUGUUAAUGAAAAUACGACGAUAAUCGUGCAAACAUGCGUUCAAUGGAAAAACAAGAGGAGAAGAUGAAGUGCGUGUAAAUAUAGAUGCAAAAGAAAACAAAGAGUAGAAAUUGAAAAAGUUGUAAAUCAAAAUAAAAACAUGAAUGAGUGCGCAGGAAAAUGUAUUACCAACGAUCAAGGGGAUGAAGAGUGGUGACGGGUCGAGGAUUGUUGAUUUCCACGCGUGUGUUCAUAAGAGCCUUCACCACCCACUUAACUAACUGCCAACAAAGCGUGCAAAAGCUCGCAACUUCCUGCGUCAGGAUAUUAGAAAUGUUGUAAAUAACGUAAGGGGAAAAGUUACAAGUGAAAUAAUGAAUUUUUAGUUGGAACAAAGCGGACGGCUUCGUGAAAAAGAGUAAAAUCAAGUGGGAACACAAUGUGACAGGCUAAUGUAAUGGCACGGGGGAUGAUGAAAGGCACAAGGACACACUGAAUGAUACCUCUGCAUUUCACGCUGUAUCUGAAAAGCGUAAUCCAUCGAAUCGAUAACUGCAGUCUCUACCUAAAGGUUUCAUUGUUGAAGUCCCAAAGGGCCACACGCACACAGUCGCCCACAAAGGCGCUGUGGUGUUAGCGGUUGGUGGCUGCGGUUGCUCCGCAUACGGAGUUGAAGCCACAGAAAAACACCAAACCAAGCCGCUCAUCGAAACGCAAUCAACUCGGAGGAGUAAUACAUCCCCUUACUGCUAAGCGGCAAACAUGAAUGUGAUGCGUAAGCUGCGUGGCAAUACCAACGCCACAGGUUCACCCACCGCUGGAGCAGGUGCCACAGCCAAUGGCAAUUUGUCGCCGGCGGGCGCCGCAAGUGGGGCGCGUGUUGGUGAGGAGACCAACGCUGCCGCAGAUGCGCGCAUACAAAUCAGUCUGCAUACGCUGAAACAACUCUUCAACGAGUACACACACCCCAAGGAAGCGCUCAGCGAGCAUGAAAGGGAUAUGAAAUUGUAUCAAAUGUUGCCGUUAUUUUGCAAGGUUUUCAGCACUUGCCCGGCAGCGGAUAUGAGCGAAAAGUUCUGGGAUGUGGUAGCGUUUUGUCAGCAAGUAUCGCGGCUGAUGGUCAGCGAGAUACGGAAACGAGCCUCCAAUCAGAGCACAGAGGCGGCGUCAAUAGCGAUUGUCAAGUUUUUGGAGAUCGAAACAACCGAGGAGACCAGCAGCGGCUGGAUGCUGCUGUCUACUUUGAAUUUAUUGGCCAACGGAGAUGUGUCGUUGAUACAGGUGAUGACAGCAGCCGCAGUGCCAUCCACGCUCGUCAAAUGCCUGUAUUUAUUCUUUGACCUACCAGUGGUGGAGGACGAUCCAGCGCCGGGCGUUGGCGAGUCAGCUAGCGAUUUCAAUGCCUUCGAGCGUCGCACACUGUUGCAGAAAGUCUUCGUACAGCUGUUAGUUAAGCUUUGCUCAUAUCCGUAUCCGGCUGAGGAGCUGGCGCGCAUGGACGACCUCACACUGCUCUUCUCGGCCAUUACCUCACCCUGCCCAACGCACAACAUUGUGUGGCGCAAAAAUGCAGCAGAAAUAUUGACGACCAUCUCGCGGCAUGGACUUAGCGACGCCGUUGUUAGUUAUAUACAUUCCAAGGGCUGCAUGGCUUUAUGCGUGGAUAAUAUGCAACGGUUGAGCUUUGGAAAUCCGUUGGAAAUCGUCGAAAUGUUUGUUACCGUUUUUUGCUUCCUGAAGGAUUCUAGUCAAGUGUCACAAAUUUUGCUCGAUGAUUUCAAAGCGUCUCAGGGAUAUCUCUUCCUCACCGAUUUUUUGCUCAAAUUCGACACCAGCCGGACGCAUUCCAUUGAAGUACAGGCCGCCAUACGCAAUCUCGUAUUGAUGAUCUCCUCGCUUUGCAUGUGUGGCUUCAAUGAGCUGCGCCCGCCGCAGGUGCAAAACACGCUCUUCAAGAUGCAAAACUUUCAAAUACCACAGGCUAGCUCGCGUGAAACUUGCGUUCGCAAUAUCUACGCAUUCCAAGUGCUGCAAACCGUCUUCCUGAAGUCCACUUCACCGGCACUUUGCUGCACCAUACUCGACGCCAUAUCGCGCGUAUAUCACUCGGAGAAUGCCAACUACUUCAUACUCGAUUCGGAGAAUACGCUUAGUCAAUUUACAGAGCGCAUACAUCUGAAGGGCCCACAGAUACAGGAGAAAUUUUUCGAUCUACUCGAGUUCAUUGUAUUUCAGCUGAAUUUUGUGCCGUGCAAAGAGCUGAUAAGCCUCUCACUGCUGCUGAAGAACAAUCACUCGACCAGCUGUAGCAUCCUCUGCCUGAAAACGCUACUCAAUAUUCUACGUCACAAUGUCGUGUUCAAGGAAGUAUAUCUCGAGGUGGGCAUACUCGAGGUGUUUGUCACCUGCUUGAAUCGCUAUGCGGACCAUGUGCGCAAGAUAACCAAAUGCGAUGAGAGUGUGGUACUUAUGCCGGAGGAAGAUGACGUCGAGGAUCUCACGGAUACGCUGGGCAAGCACGUGCUCGAGGCGCUCACCAUUCUGCUUAGCGGUAAUAAUAACAACGCGAAUGUGUUUCGAGAAUGCAGCGGCGCCAAGUGCAUACACGAUUUGGUGAAGUUCAAACACUGUCGGCCGCAAGCACUGGGCAUCAUACGUGAACUAAUACUGUCUGCGGGCGGCGACGAUGAUAUGCUUUUCAUACUAUCCGUUAUGCAUGCGGUGCCGCCAUACCAAGUGGAGUUCAAAAUACAAAUACUCAAUAUGCUGUUGGGCUGCUUGAAGGACUCGCAUCGCACGCGCACAGUUUUUCGUAAAGUGGGCGGCUUUGUCUACUUGACCAGCGUUUUCGUCUCGCUCGAUGGCAAGUUGUGCGACGAGCCGUUGGUUAGUGCCGAGCCGGACGCGCAAAACAUAACACAGGAUGAUUUGAUAUUGCUGCUGCAGAUUGUCUGCCAAACGUUGGCCACCGCGAUGCGCUUUGAGCCGGCAAAUGCGAAAUUUUUUCAUCAGGAGAUUUGCACUGCUUCGCUUUGCGAUACGCUGCGACUGCUGGGCUGUUUCGGUAGCGCCACUGAACUGAGCGACUUCAAGGGCGAGUUCAAGAAUGAAAGUGCAAUGCAAAAGUAUUUCCACGAAGUUUUCUCGGGCGAUAUAUUAAACUACAGCUUCAAUGCAGACAUACCGCGUUCGUUGUCCUACGUAUGUGUUGUGUAUCGUCUGUUGUACAGCAUUGCUUUGGACAACUUCGAAACGCCAAAUUUGUCGGGCGUCAUAACACUCUUCAGCGACUCGCAUUCGCGUUCGCCCAGCAAAGAGCUGCCACCUGCGCAUCCCAACCAAUUGAACCUUACGCAGCCCACACCAGAGCCACGCAUUGUACACCCAGGCGUUGUACUCUGUAUGCUCCAGCUGCUGCCAAGCAUCUCACACGACACCAGCGCCGUACUGGCUCUCAAUCUGCAAGUUUAUCUUAGCGAAAUCAUCAAAUCCUUGGUGCGCAACGAGCGCAAUCAGCAAAUCAUGUGCGACUAUGGACUCGCAGAGCAGCUGUUGAAAAUUGCGCGUAACGCUCUCUCCGAAGAAUCCAAUCCGCUGCACGUUUCUAUGCAGUACGUGUUGGAGCGCUUGGCCGCGCAGGCUUUGCAGCCCACAGAGUUGCGUGAAUUCUUGCGACUCGGUGAGCCGCUUUCCUGUGCCGACAUCGACUUGCGCAAACCGUACCGCAUGGGUGGCCCAGUGCCGUUGACACGCAUCAAGACGCUUGUUUCGAUGACAACACCUCGAGACUUUCGCGCGCAUGGUUCGAGCACUUUGCCACCAUUCGUGGAGAUGGACAUGUCUGCAGAGGGCUUUGGCUGCUUGUACUUGCCAUCGCUGGCACCACAAGCCACCGCCACCACUGGCGGCACAAUCGAUGCCAACACAAUCGGAGGCAUUGGCGCUGGUGAUCGCAUUUUUCCACCCCAAACAGGACUCUCGUACUCCACUUGGUUUUGUGUGGAGAAGUUCUCGGAUCCAAAGACGGAUCCACAUUGCGUACGGCUGCUGACGCUGGUGCGUACUAUACACAAUCCGCGCGAAGAGAAUUUGGUUUGCUUAUCAAUACUGUUAUCGGCGCGCGACAAAGCGAUUGUGGUGUCCACGCAGGAGACGUUGGUGACGCCGAGCAAAAGCGAUUGGGAGCCUGAAGGUUCAGACGAUGGCAGUGCACGCAUUUGGUGUCCCGAUUUGUUGCAUGAGGGCCAAUGGCAUAACCUAGUUGUGGUGCUCAACCGCGCUGUACUAAAGAACUCCAGCCUUUCACUGUACUUGGAUGGCACCCCCAUGCACACGCAAAAACUUCAUUAUAUAUCCCAAAAUCCGGGUGCUGGUUCCGUCAAUCUGGCCGUUGCCAGUCAGGUCUAUGGCUACAUUGGCACUCCUCCUAUUUGGCGGCGUUAUUCGCGUCUUUGUUGGAAGCAAGGCGUUUGUCAUUUGUUGGAGGAUGUGCUCACGCAGCAAACUGUACAGACCAUUUAUAACUUGGGGCCACACUACAUGGGAUCGCUGCAAGCGCCGCAACUAGGCAAGCAGUGUGAACCGCUGCCGCCUUUGGUGCCGGAAGACCGACUUCUCCUGGGACUCAAUGCAAAAGCGGUUUCGCAAUUAACUUUGGUAAAAAUACGUAAGGUUUAUAGUCGCGUCGAUAACAAAUCCAUAGCCAAAGUAUUGGGCAUGAAUUCGCAUGAGAAUGCCACGCCCAUAAGAAUCCUGCAUAAUUCUGCUGGCCACUUGGCGGGCGCUGGCCGCUCACUCGGCGGCGUAGUCGUCGGCUACUUGGGCGUGCGCGUCUUCAGUCCACACCCCGUCUCUGCCAUGAUCGACACGGUGGGUGGUUGCAAUGUGCUGCUGGGCAUCAUCGCCAUGGCGCAGGAUGUGGAAUCACUUUACGCUGGUGUCAAAGCGCUCACUUGUGUGGUGCGCAGCAAUAGGGCCGCUCAAAGCGAAAUGGAUCGCAAGCGCUGUUAUCAAACACUGGGCAUGUUUUUCAAGAAGAAAAAGAAUCUACUCAAUUCGCACAUACUACACUUGACUUUUGGCUUGGUCGGCACCGUCAGCAGCGGCCAAGAUAUGUCAGCCAUUCCUAAUAUAACCGCUUUCCAAGAUCUGCUCUGUGACUUAGAAAUUUGGCAUAAUGCGCCAAAUGGCCUGCUACGCUCGCUGCUAGAACAUCUCCUCGAGUUGGCUAUUGAGUCGAAUGAAAAGAAGCAGAAUGUGAAGAUCAUGGGCAACCUGCAGCUGCUCAACAAGCUAUUGCACAUCAUUAUCGACAUACAAGAUCACUCGACGCGUGAGAUACUCUUUAAUCUGAUUGAGACACUGCUUGGCGGUCAGCCGCGCCACAGCGACCUGUUGCUCUUCGGCCAGUACAUCGCUGCCAAGUUGCCCAAGUCCGAUCAGGUUGAGAAGUCAAUCAUACUGCCAAGUAUGCGACCCACGGGUGGCGUUAAUGGAAAUGCUUUCAGCGAUCAAGAGGCCAUGGCUCAAAACAUUUAUCUACGCAACCGCUGCCUCUCGCUGCUGCAUGGGCUGCUCUUCACGCCACGCAAUACCGUCAACUACAUAAUUUGCGACGACAUCUCUAAGACGCUGGGCAUGGAUUGGCUUCUACUCUUCAUGCAACCGCAUGUACACUUCACGAGCGUCAUUAUUGCGGUGCGUAUUUUGGUGGUGGUCUGCGCCAAUGAGAAUUUCAUGGUGCGCUUUAGGGACUCAACGCACAAUGGCGGCUACUUGCGCUUCACCGAAAUGGUUUCGCAGAAGAAAAUUUUGGCAUUAGGAGCUCCACAGUUGAAUACGGGCGUGCAGAACACUGGCGGCUCGGUUAUUGUGACCACAGCCAAUGUCGUGCAGCACCUACCAACGCAGAUCGCGGGCGAAGUGCGCACUAUAGCGCUGAGUAUACCAGGCUUCCAAACGCUCGAGUGGUUGCUCACUCAUCAUCUGGACGUGCCGGAGCUAUAUUUCCUCAUCACCGCUCUGAUUAUGGGCCAACCAGUGAAAGUGCUCGCCUCUGAACACACAAAAUUCGAUUUAGACCGCGUGCGUCUCUUCCUAUGGGGCACACCACCCUCUUCGAAUGCGCCACUCCCAAAAAUGAAUGUUUGCCCCGAGGCUGUUUGCGUGCUGCUGGGCAUGGUCCGCGCGAUUGUACACUCGACCGAAUGCGCCAACUGGCUCAACAGCCAUCCCGAGACAAUAAUUCAACUGCUCUUCAAUUUAUAUCAGAAUGUCACCGACUUCAUGCCCGUCAUGAUGUCCGGCGACGUCAUUAGCUCACUGGUAGCGGUGCUCUUCCCCAUUUCGAAGGAGCCGAAUAUUGAUUCCGAGCCGAAUAGCGGCAACUCAUCGCCCACCGAUAAUGGUAGCGGGGGUUUUUUGCUGCACGCCGCACACAGUGGCUUGAAUGCGCCCGCGCACAGAUUGACACAACAUCCGGUGCGCAAAUGCAUUAUUGAUUUCCUGCGCGUGAUUGUUGUCGAUUCGCUCAGCCUGAAUAUGCAUGGUAAGACCACGCCCGUAAUUGAUCUGGUGUUGGAUGCAUCACCCGAGGCGGCGGAAGUGGCAUUGCAAGUUGAGUAUCAGACGGAAAUCAUCACCGCCUUGAUGGAGCAUCUCCUGGCUGCGGAUGUUUUAGUGGGCGAGCAAGCGGCGCUCUCCAUUGUGCCGCUGCUACAAAGCCACACACAGCACAUAGCGCCGAACGUCUUCUACUUCACAGCGCGCGUGGUAGACAAGAUGUGGCAGGGCUGCUUGACGCGAAAUCCGCACGACAUUUUCGACUUCGUCAUCAAGUUGAUUGCGCAAGCCAAGCGGCGCUCCUCUUCGCUGACCAUAGAACAGCUGCAUCACUCACUAAAUCGCACGAUAUUAUUCCUGCUAUCGCGUCCCACAGAGUCAAUAGCCGAACAAAUGAGUGUGCUGGAAGCUUUGCACAACAUUAUAACCCAUCGCUUGCUCAUCUUUGGCGCUGGCAAUCACGAGUUGGAGUUCAUCGGCUGCCUGACUUAUUGUUUGCUGCAAUUGACGUCGGAUAUGAAAAUUAUAUUAGAACCGGCGAAUAGAAACACCACUUGGCAUGUUAAUCCACAAACGGAUACAGUGGAGCCAAAGGAUGAAGACCUCAAUCAGCUGCAGGGCCGAAAUUUAAUUGUGGGCGCCGCCUUUCGCGUCUGGGAAGAGUUGUACGUUUGCAAGAAGCCAGCCAUUGAAGAAGUAUUCAAAGUAUCGCUCACGCCACCACCGCCCAAUUCCAAAGCGCCUGAUUUGCAGAGCACGCGCGAGCAGGUAAUGGAGUUAGCCUCCAAGCUGUGGUUCAACUAUGUGGAUGCUGAACGUAAGGCUUCCUAUCGCAUACCCUGGGAGAUACACAAUCAAAUACAGUCGAAAAUACAGAAAGUCACCGGCGGUUUGACGCGACUCGCGAGUCGCACCAAAGUCAAAAAGGAUGAGCUCGUACGCAUCAAAUCAACAAUGAGCAAGGAGAGCGCUUUCGAUUGCACGAGCAUACAUGUACAGCUGAUCAAGGACCUUUGGGAGCUGCGCUGCAAGCAAUACAUACAAAUGCAACAACACACGCAGCGCUACGUCUAUCAAGACUGGAUACAGUCGGAGACAGAAUUGACACGUGAACGUGGCUUGUGGGGCCCAGAGGGCAGUUCUUCGUUGGAUAAAUGGAUUUUGGAUACGACAGAGGGACCGCAUCGAAUGCGCAAGAAGACAAUGCGCAAUGAGUUAUUCUAUUUGCACUACCCUUACAGACCGGAGAUCGAUUUGCCUGAUAAUCGUCAAUUAAAAUACAAAGUGGCCACAAGUUUCGAUAGUAAAAUCUAUUAUAUCCACUGUCAGCAACCGCCGCGCAUACUGUGCGAAACAGAUUCGCUUCAACAACAACACUCCAUACAGCAGCAACAAUCACUGGAAGCAAAUAAUACAAAGCAUCCACACAUCGCUCAGCACUCUGACUCGCAGACGAGCAGAAGCGAACAAUCAGGUGGCGGUAGUAGCAGCACGCCACCACCAGCACUACCACACUCGCCUACAGAGGCAGUUACACGCUUGCAAAAUCCACAGGAGUCUAUAGAUACAAGUGCUCAAGAGGAUGACGAGGAAGAGGAGGACACCUCAAUGAUGUCCGAUAAUGAAACAUUCCUCCGUCUGUUGGAGGAGCAAGAGAAAAUUUCCUUCAUGUUUCGCUGUGCGCGCAUUCAGGGUUUGGACACCUUUGAGGGCCUGCUGCUCUUCGGCAAGGAGCACUGCUAUAUUGUCGACGGCUUCACGCUGCUGAAGAAUCGCGAAAUACGCGACAUUGAUACAUUGCCACCAGGUGCAUAUGAGCCGAUUAUACCGAAUUCGGGUGGACCUACGCGCACGCAGAAGGCUCGCCAGUGCUCAAAAUUCGCCUAUGAAGAAAUUAGAGAGGUGCAUAAACGCCGCUAUCUGCUGCAGCCAAUAGCCUUGGAGGUAUUCUCGGAGGAUGGACGCAAUUAUUUGUUGAGUUUCCCGAGAAAAGUGAGGAAUAAGGUCUAUCAACGUUUCAUGGCACAGGCGACAGCCAUCAAUGACAACGCACAGCAGUCGGUGGCAGGCCAGAAGCGAACAGCAAGUGUGGAGCAAACCUCGGGCAUUUUUAGCAGUUUGAUUGGCGAAACAUCAGUCACGCAACGUUGGGUGCGCGGUGAAAUCUCCAACUUCCAAUACUUAAUGCAUUUGAAUACGCUGGCUGGCCGUUCGUAUAAUGAUCUCAUGCAAUAUCCAGUCUUCCCCUGGAUAGUCGCCGACUACGAAUCGGAAGAGCUAGAUUUGUCAAACCCAAAGACAUUCCGUGACUUCUCGAAGCCGAUGGGCGCGCAAUCAGAGGAGCGCCUAGAGCAAUUCCAGAAACGUUUUAAGGAGUGGGAUGAUCCACAUGGCGAGACGCCUCCCUACCACUAUGGCACGCACUACAGCUCUGCCAUGAUUGUUUGCUCGUAUCUGGUGCGUUUGGAACCAUUCACACAACACUUUUUGCGUCUGCAAGGCGGCCAUUUCGAUUUAGCUGAUCGCAUGUUUCAUAGUAUCAGAGAAGCGUGGCAAUCCGCAUCCAAAUUCAAUAUGGCUGAUGUAAAGGAGUUGAUACCGGAAUUUUUCUAUCUUCCGGAAUUUUUGAGCAACGGCAAUAAUUUUGACUUGGGCACAAAACAAAACGGCGAUACGCUGAAUCAUGUCAUCCUACCACCUUGGGCUAAGCAGGAUCCCCGUGAAUUUAUACGCGUUCAUCGGAGUGCUUUAGAGUGUGAUUAUGUUAGCCAAAAUCUGCAUUUGUGGAUUGACUUAAUAUUUGGGUGCAAGCAACAAGGUCCCGCUGCCGUGGAUGCAGUGAAUGUUUUCCACCAUUUAUUUUACGAAGGCAAUGUAGACAUUUACAACAUCGACGAUCCGCUGAAGAAGAACGCCACCAUCGGCUUCAUCAACAAUUUUGGCCAGAUCCCCAAACAGCUCUUCAAGAAAGCACAUCCUGCUAAGAAAAUGUCCAAUUCACGGCAUUCCGCGCUAAUCGAUCCGGGCGCUUUAAUACAGGGUAACACCACCGUUUUACAAUCGGAACGUUUGUUCUUCCAUAACUUAAAUAAUCUUAAACCGAGCCUCCAGCCAAUCAAGGAACUGAAGGGACCUGUUGGUCAGAUAUUGCAACCAGAUAAGACUGUGUUUGCCGUCGAGCAGAAUAAGGUAAUGAUGCCACCCUCCUAUACGAAAUAUAUCGCCUGGGGCUUUGCCGAUCAUUCGCUCCGCAUUGGUCUGUACGACUCCGAUCGUGCUUCCUUUGUUUCCGAGGCCGCUGCACAAAACUCGGGUGAAAUACUCUGUUGCGCUUGUCCCAAUGGCAAAAUGAUUGUGACUGCCGGCACUAGUUCAGUUGUGACGAUAUGGAAAUUCGAUGCGAAUCGCAAGAGUCUCACCGUACGCAACUCCUUGCACGGGCACACUGAUGCCGUCACUUGCUUGGCAGCAAGCGCUGCAUACAAUGUAAUCAUAUCGGGCUCGCGCGAUGGCACCGCGAUCGUUUGGGACAUGUCGCGCUUCACAUUCGUACGGCAGUUGCGCGGCCAUGCGGGUGUUGUUGCCGCCGUGGCCAUCAAUGAUCUUACGGGCGAUAUCGCGACAUGUUCGGCAACUUGGCUGCACGUUUGGUCAAUCAACGGCGAUCCGCUGGCGAUGGUGAAUACGUGCGUAGGUAGCGCCGAUCGCAUGCAGCAAAUAUUAUGUGUUUCCUUCUCGCAAAUACGUGAAUGGGAUCAGGAAAAUGUGGUGAUCACUGGUUCUACAGAUGGCGUAGUAAGGAUGUGGUCCUUAGAAUACACGCAAGUACCAAUCGAGCGCAAGCUCAAGCGCGCCACCGAGGUGAGUUCACAAGAUCGGCCCGUUAGCAUAGAGCGUGAAAACUCGUGCGACUUGAAAGAAGGCGGCAAACUGAACAUACUCAAGCAAAUGAAGAGUCUAUCGUUGCAAGAUGAAAAUGCAAUCGCCAAAUCUGGUUCGGAGAGCAGCAUAUCAGAAGCUUCAGCGCAUUCUCAGCAAUCCACACAUUCGGAGAAGGAAACAGUAGAGACCAAAGAGUGCGCGGACAAGGAGAACAAAGAAGAAAGUGAAAGGCGUAAAAGUUCUUUGUCUGGCGCAAAGUCAUUGCAUGAAAUGAAAGCAUCAACAGUGGAUGGCGAAAGCGUAGCCAGCAAAUGUGUUGAAGAGGAAGAGCGCACUAUUCGUCCCAGCAAAUCAGACACCAGUCUCACCGAUGGUUUCGUAAUGGUGGACAAUGAUAAGCACAAAAGUGAGCAGUCCCUGAGAAAAGGCUUCAAAUGGCAACGUCAAUUAAUGUUCCGUUCCAAGCUCACCAUGCACACCGCAUACGAUCGUAAGGACAAUGCGGAACCGGCCAGCAUAACCGCGCUAACUGUUUCAAAAGAUCAUAAAAUCUUGUAUGUUGGUGAUGCACGUGGCCGUAUAUUCUCCUGGAGCGUAACCGAGCAACCGGGACGAGGUGUAGCCGAUCAUUGGCUGAAAGAUGAAGUCACCGACCAGUGCGUGAAAUGUCAUGUGAAAUUCAAUCUCUACGAACGCAAACAUCACUGUCGCAACUGUGGUCAGGUGUUUUGCAAUAAAUGCAGCCGUUUUGAAUCGGAAAUCUCACGCUUGCGCAUACUCAAGCCGGUGCGUGUGUGUCAGGCCUGUUAUAGUCAAUUACGCGCCAACUCAGUGGAUAAUUAAGCGCAUGAGCGACAAAGAAAACACGAUGCAACACGUUUUAGCAAAGACAAACAGUAAUUGACUCGAUUCUUUGUUUUUUUUUUUUUUUGUACUCCGAAGCGCAAUAGGCGCAAAAUGUGUAUAUUUUUUGAGUG